Messenger RNA from Notechis scutatus (mainland tiger snake), 8587 nucleotides. Lineage: Eukaryota; Metazoa; Chordata; Lepidosauria; Squamata; Elapidae. The record is from RefSeq and is a predicted model, not a curated record.
UCUAGGGCUCCUUCCUCCGCCUCGCCCGACCCGACCGGGCUCCAGAGGAGGAGCGCGGGGCGAGCGGGCAGGCCGGGCGGGUCCCGGGCUGGCCUGAGGAGACUUUGUUUUUUUCCCCCCCUCAGGCAGGCGGGCCGGCCGGCCAUGGCCAGCGGGGCGCCGGGCCCGUCGUCGUCGUCGUCUGAGGCGGACGAGGAGCGUCGGGCGGCGGCGCUGCAGAAGCUGGUGGUCCGGCUGCGGAACCUGCAGGAGGGGAAGCAGCUGGAGAGCCUCUUGCAGACGCUGCAGGACCUGCUGGCCUUGGCCGGCCUGCCCAGCGGUGCCCGGCUCUUCCGCGACGGGAGCGUCUACGUGCCUCUGCUGCUGGUGCUGGUGUCCUACCUGAGGGUGGGGAGAGUGCAACAGGUGGGCUGGACACUUCUUUGCAAACUGAUUAAAAUAUGCCCAGAAGCUCUGAUUCAUUUAACAGCUCCACAAGGCAUCGGAAAGGACUGGGAAGUUCUCGGUGUCCAUCAGCAAAUUCUCAAGAUGCUUAAAACCCACAAUGCUGAUGUGCAUCUUUCAAAGGUUGGCUUGAAAGCAUUAAAUCUGCUUCUUUCUUCAGAUGAAAUCACACUUCUUCUCUUAGAGGAAGGGACUGAUAUAUUUCUAUUGAUAUUUGAUGCCAUGGAUACUUUUCCUGAUCAUGAAAAGAUCCAGAGAUACGGAUGCAAAGCUUUGCACAUGCUUUUAGAAAAAGUUCCCGAGGAGCAACUGAUUGAAUUUGUCGAGGAGAACGAUCACUUGAUCAUCCUCAAAGUCCUUAAAAAAUUCCCCGAGAAGGAAAAUGUCAUUGGCUUUGCCCUUCGGUCGUUGUACAUCUUGGCUGGACCAGUUAGCAAUGCGGAAGUUCUUAUGUCUGGAAGUGUGCGGUGUUACAAUAUCAUAGUGGAGAUUAUGAAAGCGUUCCCUGCAUGUGAGCCAAUUCAGGAAGUCAGCUGCUGCCUGCUACACAAACUUACUCUGGAAAACUUUUUCAAUAUCCUCGUGUUGAAUUCUGUGCACGAAGUGAUUGUGACGGCGGUGGAAACGUACCCUGAAAAUGAGAAACUACAAGCAGCAGGCCUCAGCUGCUUGGCUCUCCUCACGGAAACCAUCUUUUUAAACAGAGAUUUGGAAGAAAAAAAGGAAGAGGAGGGGGAGGAAGAAGAGGAGGAAGAAGAAAAAUUAUAUUGGCUGGAGGCCUGCUAUAAAGCAUUAAAAUAUCACAGAAGAAAUAGAGACAUACAGGAAGCUGCCUGCUGGGCUUUGAACAACCUCCUUAUGUAUCAGCCUACUCUUAAUGAGAAGAUUGGAGACGAAGAUAAAAAAUACCCAGCCCACAGAGAGAUGAUGCUCGCCAUGUUGAUGUAUUAUUCUUCCUCCAAAGAAGUGUUCCAGGCUGCGGCCAAUGCCUUAGCUACUCUGGUGAAGCAAAAUGCACAUUCUCGAGAAAUUCUCUUGGCCAAAGGGAUACACAUGAACGUGCUGGAGAUCAUGAGAAAACAUUCAGAUUCCCCUGAAAUUGCAGAAAGUGCUUGCCGAUUGCUGAACUGUGCUUUCGAAGGAAGUUUCUUACAGUUGGAUAUCAUGAUCGCUGCUGCAUCUGGAUGUAUGAAAACUAUGAAGAAACACAAAAACUUGCCAUCGGUACAGUUGGAAGCACUUAAAGUAAUUUUACAUUGCAUGGUUCCAGAAGUGCUAAAAAAUCAGCACCAUGUUGGUUCAGAAGACACUAACCAGAAAACCAUGCUAACACUUUUGAAAAGUCAGUUUUUGUUAGAAGGAGGUCAUUUACUUGUCCUUGGUGCUAUGAACACGUUUAUUGGAAAUCCAGGCAUUCAGAGAUGUGGACUUCAAAUACUUUCCACUAUAACAGAACGUCCGACUUUAUUACAAAUGUUAUCCAAUCUAGGAAUGGCAGAUACUCUACUCCACACACUACAGAUGUAUCCAGAUGAUCAAGAAAUACAACGCUUAGGUUUAAACUUUCUGGGAUCCUUGAUAUCCAGAAAGAUCUUAUGUUCAGCUACUUUCUAUGCCUUGGUAUCUCCUUUGGUCUCGACGUUACGACGCUUUAAGGAUGUUGUCGAAAUUCAGGUUCAGGGAUUUCAAAUGAUUGCAGCCAUACUCCAGUCAUCCCCUUGGUUUGCAAAGCUGCUCAUACAGGAAUCGUUCGAGAUCUGCCUCUUCUACCAGCUCUCCAUGUGUUUUAAUGAGCAAAGAGAUCAGCAGUUUCGAAGUCUUUGCUUUAAAUGCUUUGCCAAAAUAACUGAACACGACGACUUGAAAAACCUGUUGCUGGAGAAGGCCUGUGAGGAGUGCAACAGCUUUAUGGCCGAGUGUUUGCUGCUCCUGGGCGCCGACGUGAAUACAAGCUCAAAGGAGAAGUCCUUAAUUUACGACGUAUGUGAGAAAGGAAGCAACCCAAAAGUGGUCGAACUCCUGCUCAACAGUGGCGCCCGGGAACAAGACGUUAGGAGCGCUUUAGCAGUCAGCAUGAAGAAAGGGGACAGCAAGAUCAUCAGUCUGCUCCUGAAGAAACUUUGCCUGGACAUGACCAACCGCAGCAUUUGCCUGGGAGGGUUCGGUAUCGGGCGAAUGGAACCUUCUUGGCUGAUCCCCUUGUUUCCAAGCAGACUUCCAUCCUCCCAGAAGCCAACCAAUUCAAGUUCUGCGUUGGCCGUAAUGGUCCUUCGAUACCAGAGGACGAGUAGUUACGAAGAUCAGUCAAGAGCUGACGUCAAUAGCCAGAACGAUGAAAUGGAGAAAUUGAAUGAAUGGACGUUCUUACCUGACCCUUUAGUGGACAAUGUUUUCUCGUUGACUGACGACAUAGACAGCGAAGGGAGUGAAAGCUCAUUUAUGGGGAGGCAGAAAUCUUACUCUGUGGCAGCUGCAGACCUCCAGAAACCUCUUCAGAGUUCUACUCCUCCGCUACAAAGACAUUCCAAAUCUGUGGGGGCUGGAUCACCUUACGAACCAUUAAAGAACCAAAGAAGAAAAAAUGUGUUUUCUGAAAAACAGAACAAAGGCACAUCUGUAUUCCAACCCAACAUGAAGAGCUCGGACAGCUUCCCUUCCCUGGUCUCUGACCGAGAAUAUAUUAAAUCCCUCGACUUGUCCUCAAAUGAGCUGGAGAACAUAGACAACAUCAGCCAAAGUCUUGGCUUAAUUACUCAUUUCGAAAACCUUGACAAAUUAGAACUGCAUCACAACCAGCUUUCGUGCGUGCCGAAGCAACUCUGUGAGACCAUGAAAUCUUUGACUUAUCUCGACCUGCACAGCAACCAUUUGAAGUCUUUCCCUCAAUAUCUCUUGGAAAUGCCUCAGAUCGUUCACCUCGACAUUUCGCGAAAUGAAAUUGGACCUACCUUGUGCUUCAGUCCAACAAUCACCUGUCCAACUCUAAAAUUACUCAAUUUGUCCUACAACCAACUGUUGGGCAUUCCUAGAUAUCUUGGCAAUAUUCUGAUCAAGCUGGAACAUUUCAUAUUGGAAGGUAACAGACUUUCAACGUUAAUUGCAAGAACCAGUUUGAAAGAACUGAAAAAUUUAAACAUUAGCAAGAACAACAUUUCGUACCUGGAUACCGAAUUUCUGCAUGAUUGUUUGAAGUUGGAAAUACUCAAUGCAGCAGCAAAUAGAAUUUACACCAUAAAGAUCUUGCCUUGUAGCAUAACUACAUUGAAGCUAUCUCAGAAUGCUUUUUACACCGUUCCAGAAGCAAUUCUUCUUCUACCACAUUUGCGAUCGGUGGAUUUAAGCAGCAAUAGAAUUGGGAUGCUACCAGGGCCUGCGUUUUGGAAAUCGUCCAAUUUAAGAGAAUUGAUAUUUAACCACAAUCAAAUAAGCAUUCUGGACUUGAAUGACAAAGCUUCUUCCUGGUCUCGACUUGAAAAGCUACACCUGUCUAACAACAAGUUAAGAGAGAUCCCUCCUGAAAUUGGCUUUCUGGAAAACUUGACGUCUUUUGAUGUUAGUUACAAUCCAGCCAUCCGGUGUUUUCCAGAUGAAAUGGGAAAAUUGUUGAAUAUAUGGGAUCUUCCUUUAGAAGGACUGCGUCUUAAUUUAGAUUUUAAACACGUGGGAGACAAAGCAAGGGAUAUCAUCCGGUUCCUUCAACAGCGUUUAAAGAAAGCUGUCCCCUACCAUAGAAUGAAGCUCAUGGUCGUUGGAAACGCCAGCAGCGGUAAAACAACCUUGUUACAACAGCUCAUGAAAUGCAAGAGGCCAGAUUUUGGGCCUCAAAAGCCGACCAUCGGAAUUGAUGUGAAUGACUGGAAGAUCCCUCGAAAAGGCAAAAUCAAGAAAGAGACAGUUUUAAAUGUCUGGGAUUUUGCAGGACAAGAAGAAUUCUACAGUGCUCAUCCCCACUUUAUGACUCAACGAGCACUAUACCUCGCGGUGUAUGACCUGAGCAAAGGAGAAUCAGAGGUGGAUGCCAUGAAACCAUGGCUGUUUAACAUCAAGACCCGAGCAUCCUCCUCCCCUGUGAUUCUCAUUGGAACUCAUUUAGACGUCGCUAAUGAGAAGCAGCGUAGAGCUUGCAUCAGUAAAAUCACCCAGGAGCUGAUGAAUCAGAAGGGAUUUCCUAAAAUCCACGACUAUCACUUUGUGAAUGCCACAGAAGAGUCUGAGUCCAUGACUAAACUUCGACAAAUCAUCAUCAAAGAAUGUCUGGAUUUCAAAAUCAGAGACCAGCCUGUGAUUGGCCAGUUAAUUCCAGACAGCUACUUAGAACUUGAGAAGAGCAUUCUUGAAAUACGCAAAACAUUGCCGGCUGAAUUCCCCGUGAUUGGCCAGGAUCAGCUUUAUGAAUUGGUGCAAGAAAAGCAGCUGCAAUUGGAUGAAAACGAACUUUCUCAUGCAGUGCAUUUUCUGAACGAAUCGGGUGUCCUGCUGCACUUCCAAGAUCCGGCCCUUCAGCUCAGAAAUCUCUAUUUUGUCGAUCCCAAAUGGCUGUGUAAAAUCAUAGCCCAGAUCUUGACGGUGAAGGUGGAUGGCUUUACCAAAUACCCCAAAGGGAUCAUAAAGCGUUCUGAUGUUGAAAAAUCCCUGCUAAAGAACAGUAAAUUCCCUGAGAUUUGCAAGUGCCAAUACUUCAAGCUUCUAGAGAAAUUCCAAAUUGCUUUGCCGUUAGGGGAAGAUCAACUGCUUAUUCCAAGCAGCUUGUCAGAUCAACGGCCUGUGAUAGAAUUGCCUCACUGUGAAAACUCUGAGCUUAUUAUAAGAUUGUAUGAGAUGCCAUAUUUUCCAAUGGGAUUUUGGUCCAGGCUAAUUAAUCGACUGCUUGAAGUGUCUUCAUACAUGCUUUCUGGAAGAGAACGAGCUCUUCGCCCUAACAAGAUGUACUGGAGGCAAGGCAUAUAUAUGAACUGGUCCCCAGAAGCUUACACCCUGGUGGAAUCUGCAGUUCUGGAAAACAGCCUAAACAGCUUUUUAAAAAUCACGGUCCCUUCUUGCAGAAAAGGUUGCAUCAUUUUGGGGCAAGUUGUAGAUCACAUUGAUUCUCUUAUGGAGGAGUGGUUCCCGGGUUUAUUGGAAGUAGACAUUUGUGGCGAAGGAGAAACGCUGUUGAAGAAAUGGGCUUUGUACAGCUUUGAGGACGGAGAAGAACAUCGGAAAAUAUUGCUUGAUGACUUACUUAGAAAGGCAGAGGAAGGAAAUGUAGCCUAUUUUUUUAAAAAAAUAUUGUCUCAUAUUUUCUGUCGGAAAGGCGAUGGGGGAUUUGGAUCUGUGUAUCGUGCUGUAUAUAUUGGUGAAGAAGUAGCUGUAAAGAUUUUUAAUAAACACACGUCCCUUCGGCUUCUGAGACAGGAACUGACGGUGCUUUGUCACCUCCACCACCCAAGCCUGGUAUUCCUGAUGGCUGCGUCUGUGCGUCCCCGGAUGCUGGUCAUGGAAUUGGCCCCCAAGGGCUCCUUAGAUCAGUUGCUGCAGCAAGAAAACGCCGGUCUAACCAGAACCUUACAGCACAGGAUAGCUCUGCAUGUGGCGGAUGGCUUGAGGUAUCUACAUUCUUCCAUGAUCAUCUAUCGCGACUUAAAGCCUCACAACGUCUUGCUGUUCACGCUUUAUCCCAAUUCAGCGGUCAUUGCCAAGAUCGCUGAUUACGGCAUUUCCCAAUAUUGCUGCCGAAUGGGAAUAAAAACCUCCGAAGGCACACCAGGAUUUAGAGCACCAGAAGUUGCAAGAGGAAAUGUUAUUUACAACCAGCAAGCUGAUGUUUAUUCAUUUGGCUUGCUGCUGUAUGACCUUUUGACAGCUGGUGGGAGAAUAUUAGAGGGCAUAAAAUUUCCUAAUGAAUUUGAUGAAUUAGCUAUCCACGGAAAGCUGCCAGAUCCUGUCAAAGAGUACGGCUGUGCCCCCUGGCCAAGAUUUGAAGAUUUAAUUAAGAAAUGUUUGAAAGAAAAUCCUCAAGAAAGACCUACAUCUGACCAGGUCUAUGAAAUGUUGAACUCCGCAGAGCUGGUUUGUUUCCUGAGACACAUUCCGGUGCCCUCUCCUUUUGCGUCGGAGUGCAUGGUGGCUACAAACCAAAGUAGCAAGAAGUGCGGGAUCUGGUUCGGAAGUGGUGGCAGAGGGGAAGCCCAGCUGUCCUUUGUCGAUAUAAAUACCGAUGAACGUACCUGUGAAGACGUUGAAGAUAGUAGGAUAUUGUGCUUGGCCUUGGUGACAUUUUCUGCAGAGAAGGAGAACUGGGUGAUUGCAGGAACCCAGUCAGGAUCCCUGUGGGCCUUUCACACCCAAGAUGGAGAGCGCAAGCAUCGGUUUCACACGAUGACAGAUUCGGUCACCUGCCUUUACUGCAGUCCCCCGUCAAAGCAUAACAAGUACAAGAAUGUCUUUUUGGUGGGCACAGCCAAUGGACAGCUGGCCAUUUUUGAGGACCGAGCAGUCAAGGGCCAAUGUGCCACACCCUUAAAGACGGUUCUCGUCGGAAGUGACAGCACUCCACUGAUGUGUUUAAGUGAAUCAAAUUAUUCCUCGGACAAAAGUACAAUCUGGGGCGGCUGUGGAUCCAAAAUAUUAUCAUUGUCCAGCGAUUUGGCUACCCACAAACUCAUUGAGACGAAGACGAGUCAGUUGUUAUGUCACAAGGACUACUGCAACGCCAACAUUAUUUCUAUAGCGGUAGACAAGUUUAUCUACUUGGCAAAGAAGGACAGCUAUUUCGUGGAGAUUUGGGAUAGAAAGACGGAGAAGCUUUGUGAACUGAUUGACUGCGUGCAUCUACUCAAAGCCGGGGUACCAAAACUGAGUAUGGAAUCGAAACAGAAACUUGCUUACCCGGGACGAGUGAAGAGUAUCUGUCUGCAGAAAAAUACGGCGUUGUGGAUCGGGACAGGAGGAGGCCACCUCUUACUACUUGACCUGUCCACGCGCCUCCCCAUAUGGAUAAUACAGGGUUUCUGUCGUUCGGUGAGAUUCAUGAUGACAACUCAACUAGGCACCCUCAAAAAUGUCGUUCUGGUCUUGGGUUAUAGCCAUGAAGAGGAGAAUAAAGACAGACACAUUAAAGGGAUACCGUCUUCUGUGUCCGUCUGGGAUGUGAACCUGUCACAUGAAGUGCAAAACUUGAAAAAACAUAUUGUGAUGAGGGAAGCACUAGCAGAGAAAAUGAAGCAUUUUUCACUGGAUUAACUUGAAGGAAUUUACUAGAAUUACACGAGACCGUUGAAGUUAAGUUUCGUUGAAGGACAGGUAGAAAUACUUGUUAAAUGCAACAUUACCGCUGGUUUCCUUUAAAAUGAAACACAAAUAUUAAAUUAUGCAGCGAUGUUUAAUAUUCCACACUAAAAGGAGAAAAGUGUGGCAGCACAAAAAUGUAUUUCUUCUGGUUUCAGAUGCCAUUAGGUUUAAAUUCAUUCUCUUUUGCUGCUUUUCCUGUUCUAUUUAUAUCUUUCCGUAGGUAUAAUUCAAUACGAUUUAACUGUUUUAAGUACACGAAUAAAAAUACAGAAGCUAUUUAAUUACCAGGAAAUUAAAGGCAUCAUAAGUAUAAUUUUUGAUAGCACCAACUCACCCUUGGGCAUAUUUCAAAAUAAUUGGGAUGAAAUGCUUAGGGCUUCACGUCAACCCAAUGUUUUUCUCUGGCUUUGUUCCACUCACGUUUUUUCCACCCAAGGCUUCUGUCCAAGGUGCUACUGCUGCUUUAAAAAUUUAACUUAUUAAAUUUAAUGAGACCUUUAAUAAAAGGUUAUACGAAUGCCAAGAUUUUCUCCGGUUUGGAUGGAAGCCAGAAAAAGGAAGACUAUUUUAAUGAAUUGUAAAGGAAGUGCUGUGCUCAAAGGAGAACCGAAACAUUUCAAAAUCAGAUGAAGUGUUAGUCCCACUUUAGAAUGCCUUGGUAAGACCUCAUUUGGAAUACUGCAUCCAGUUCUGGUCACCACAAUACGAAAAAGAUGCUAAGGCUUUACAAAGAGUGCAGGGAAGAGCAACCAAGAUGUUUAGGGGCCUGGAGGCCAAACUGUGCGAUGAAUGAUAUGUCUAGUCAAAAGAAGAGAAGGCCUAGGGCAGAGAUCUCCAAACUCGGCAACUUUAAGACUUGUGGACUUCAACUCCC